Bombus impatiens (common eastern bumble bee) is the source of this 325-nucleotide messenger RNA. RefSeq names its product 40S ribosomal protein S29 (gene RpS29). The coding region runs from base 96 to 266 and encodes 56 amino acids. Lineage: Eukaryota; Metazoa; Arthropoda; Insecta; Hymenoptera; Apidae. Gene Ontology annotation, molecular function: structural constituent of ribosome; zinc ion binding. The record is from RefSeq and is a predicted model, not a curated record. Gene Ontology annotation, biological process: translation. The transcript is spliced from 3 exons. Gene Ontology annotation, cellular component: cytosolic small ribosomal subunit; ribosome.
GUACGCUAGUGUGUGUAACGUUGCGUUGCAGAGGUUUCUGACCGUUUCCUGCCAUUUCGAUUUUUGAUGCAAACAAAUCGUGUGUUAAAUCAAACAUGGGAUUCCAAAACAUUUGGUACUCACAUCCACGCAAAUAUGGACAAGGAUCUAGAUCUUGUCGUGCUUGUGCGAACAGGCAUGGUUUGAUAAGAAAAUAUGGAUUAAACAUUUGUAGGCAGUGCUUCAGGGAAUAUGCUGCCGAUAUUGGCUUCAAAAAGCUGGAUUAAGGUAUGGGAAUAAUGAAAUGAAUGUAUGAGAUACAAUAAAAUUAAUUUUUUCUACUAAA